ACCAAGUUUCUCGUUGUUGAAUUCUGAGAAAGAGAAAGAGAGAGAGAGAAAUUAGAUAUGGUGAUGGAAGUAGAAAAAGAGAAGGAAGAAGUAAUGGUAACACCAGGAGAAGUGUUGGGUUAUUCAUCAACCCUAAUCCCAGGUAAAGGUGCAUACUUACACAAUAAAACUAUACACGCUUCUCUUACUGGACGUCGGGUCAUCAUCCCUCCAUCCGAUUCACCUCACCAGAAGAGAUCAAUUGUGGAGGUUACUGGUCAUAAAGGUCAUGGUGCCGUUCCUGAACCUGGAUCCAUCGUCAUUGCUAGGGUAACUAAGGUGAUGGCUAAGAUGGCUUCAGCUGAUAUUAUGUGUGUUGGUACCAAAUCGGUGAAAGAAAAGUUUAGCGGGGUUAUCAGAAAGUAUGUUGACAGGCAACAAGAUGUUCGAGCCACAGAAAUUGAUAAAGUGGAUAUGCACUUGUCUUUUCGCAAUGGUGAUAUAGUGAAGGCUUUUGUUCUCUCUCUUGGAGAUGCACGAGCUUACUAUCUUUCUACUGCGAAGAAUGAACUGGGUGUUGUAUCUGCUGAAAGCAUCGGAGGAGCAACAAUGGUUCCAAUCAGUUAUACAGAGAUGCAGUGUCCUUUGACAGGCCAGAUUGAACAAAGAAAAGUUGCCAAGGUAUGAGGAGGUUGAUAACUGUGAUGGAGAGCCUAGAUAGGUAAAUUGUUGUGAAGAAGAUGGAAUUGUCCGCUUUAUAUAGGUCAAUUGUUGUGAAGAAGAUGGAAUUGUCCGCUUUGUAUAAGUAGUUUACCAUCAUGGAGAAACACCUAUUAAGGAGAAAAAGGACGUCCAUAGAGAUUCACUAGUUUUGGAAGAAAAAGAAAAAUUCUUGUUGCUGUAUCAUUGUUCUGAAAAAAUUUGAUGUCAAAUGAUAUUCACAUUUUAUUGAAAGUAUGUUAUUUUAGUGAGUCUCCUUUAUCCAA
This is a messenger RNA of Papaver somniferum (opium poppy), 965 nucleotides long. RefSeq names its product exosome complex component CSL4-like. Gene Ontology annotation, cellular component: cytoplasm; nuclear exosome (RNase complex). Gene Ontology annotation, biological process: RNA processing. Gene Ontology annotation, molecular function: RNA binding. The record is from RefSeq and is a predicted model, not a curated record. The transcript is spliced from 5 exons. Lineage: Eukaryota; Viridiplantae; Streptophyta; Magnoliopsida; Ranunculales; Papaveraceae. The coding region runs from base 58 to 666 and encodes 202 amino acids.